AUGGCCGCCGCCAGAGGCUUGUUGCAUGGGGCUAGAGCAGCCAUGCAGCGGACGGUUCUGCACCAGGCACGGUAUGUCCCGGCCCCUGCAGUCUCCCUCAGCUCGACAACAGGAUCUCGAGAAGAGAAGCUCAAGGACAGACAGGCCCAGGUGAUGUCCCGCGGUCUGCCAAAGCAGAAACCAAUUCCUGGGGUAAAGCAUGUGUUGGUGGUGGCUUCUGGCAAAGGAGGUGUUGGCAAAUCAACAACUGCAGUUAAUCUGGCUCUGAGUUUGGCAGCAGUGAAUCAUGUAAAUGCAGUGGGUCUACUGGAUGCUGAUGUGUAUGGACCAUCCAUUCCCCGGAUGAUGAAUCUGAAAGGAAACCCAGAGGUGUCCAGCAAGAACUUCAUGAUCCCUCUUAAGAACUAUGGAAUUCGAUGCAUGUCCAUGGGAUUCCUGGUGGAAGAGACGGCUCCAAUUGUAUGGAGGGGAUUGAUGGUCAUGUCUGCGAUCGAGCGAUUAAUAAGACAGGUAGAUUGGGGGGAGUUGGAUUACCUUGUUAUAGACAUGCCACCUGGAACUGGAGAUGUGCAUCUGUCUAUCUCUCAGAACAUCCCAAUCUCUGGGGCUGUGAUAGUCUCCACUCCUCAGGAUAUUGCAUUGCUGGAUGCUCGCAGAGGGGCUGAAAUGUUUCAGAAAGUCAAUGUUCCUGUGCUUGGCUUAGUGCAGAAUAUGAGUGUUUUCCGUUGUCCAAAAUGCAAUCAUGAGAGCCACAUCUUUGGAUCAGAUGGUGCACGGCAACUUGCUGCUUCCAUGGGACUGGAUAUUCUAGGUGACAUCCCUCUACAUAUGAACAUUAGAGAAUCCUGUGACUUGGGCAAGCCAGUGGUGGUGUCUGAUCCAGAGAGUAAUGAGGCCAAGGCAUACAUGGGUAUUGCAGAACAGAUAAUGAGCAGGAUCUCCUAAUUGGGAGUGGUGAAAUAUCCACAUCAGACGGAAGACCUUUGUGUAAGGCUACAGGUGUUAAGCACCAACUAGUGACCAUCUGCAGUACGUAUGUGGAGAGAAGCAGAGGACGUUGUUCUCUCAUGGCUGAGACGUUGAGGCCCCAUGUUCAUAAGAACAUUAUAAGACAUAAGGGAUUAUUGAAGGUUAAAUAUUUCUAUGCAUAUUAUACAGUCCAAAAAGUCACUCCUAAUAUUUUAAGUACACUUCUGUAUCAGAAACAAUGGUGAAAAGUGUCUGUUUUUCCUGGCAUGGUCCAUUGGUAACAUUAAAAUGCAAUUGGUUUCUAAACUAUGCAGAAACUUUGCUCUCCCAAUCUGCUUACAGUUACCUAGGACCAAAACGUCUUCAGGAAAGGACACUAAGGCUGGUAUCCAAUUAGCUGCUGUAAUUAACUGCGGCUAAUAAACUCCCCAGAGGCUAUCCAAUUAGCCCCGAUGCUGACCGUUAUCAGGCAGUUAUCGUGGAAUUCCAGAUAACCAGCCUUUAGAACCCCAUUUUUUUUGUUUUUUUGCAGAAACAUAUAGCUCCAAAAAAAAAAAUUGCAUACUCUAAUUGGAUACUCCCAUAAAACCAUUCAACCAAUGACAGCGUCAGCCAGUGUGUGUGCAGUGAUUGGCUGAUAAGAAUUAUUGCAAAAUCUGUUCAUUCAGCUUGUCACCUAAUGAGUAGAUUUGUGACUAUUUGGAGUUUACACAAGUACCUGAAUGAUGUAUAUCAUGUAAUAAACAGUUAUUGAAUAGACCAGCAGAGGGGGAAAUAACACUGAUACCACCAUUAUAGCCUGUAACUAUUUGCAGAACACAAUGUAGCAGGAAGUUCCUGCUUCGUAUAAUAAUGUUGUACAAAAGAAUUCUUAUUCUGAUUUGUGGAUGUGACAUAUAGAAUUUGUUGGCAUGACGCUGUCUGCUACAGGAAAAGCACAAGUAGCUCAUUAUUUGAAGCUAUUCUGUCCAAACAUUUGCUUUCAAGAGGCCUGCUUGCUGAUGUGGGCUGAAUAAAAACAAAGAAAAAGGACGUCCUAUUAUAGCAGGGUAACAGACUUUGCAAAAGCAACAGUUCCGAAAAACCCAGGAGGGACACUCGCUGAACAGUCCUGCUGUAGAAUUACGAAACCUUUUUUGGUAUUUUUUUAACAUGUUUAUGGUUUUAUUUAAUAAAGCAUAUUUCUAUUAUUUUUAAGCUUA
This is a messenger RNA of Pseudophryne corroboree (corroboree frog), 2171 nucleotides long. RefSeq names its product NUBP iron-sulfur cluster assembly factor, mitochondrial (gene NUBPL). NCBI's taxonomy places the organism in Eukaryota, Metazoa, Chordata, Amphibia, Anura, Myobatrachidae. The record is from RefSeq and is a predicted model, not a curated record. The transcript is spliced from 11 exons. Gene Ontology annotation, biological process: iron-sulfur cluster assembly; mitochondrial respiratory chain complex I assembly. Bases 1 to 945 code for a protein of 314 amino acids. Gene Ontology annotation, molecular function: ATP binding; ATP-dependent FeS chaperone activity; 4 iron, 4 sulfur cluster binding. Gene Ontology annotation, cellular component: mitochondrion.